Micromonas pusilla CCMP1545 is the source of this 1251-nucleotide messenger RNA. It is a transcript of the gene CAO, whose product is annotated as chlorophyll a oxygenase. NCBI's taxonomy places the organism in Eukaryota, Viridiplantae, Chlorophyta, Mamiellophyceae, Mamiellales, Mamiellaceae. Bases 1 to 1173 code for a protein of 390 amino acids. Gene Ontology annotation, molecular function: chlorophyllide a oxygenase activity. The transcript has 2 exons. The record is from RefSeq and is a predicted model, not a curated record. Gene Ontology annotation, cellular component: cytoplasm.
AUGGCGCCCGAGGUGUCCUCCUCCCCCGCGCCCGUGGACGCCUCGAGGGGGGGCGCUGAGAAAGCCGCGCGCAGGCUCGGCAUGGGACGAAGGUUCGCGGACGAGGUCUCCCUGGACAACCCCUCCGACGUCGGCGCGAUCCGCAACUAUUGGUACCCGAUCCACUUCAUCUCGAAGCUGAACAAGGGCGACGCGGCCACCUCCUUCGUGCUCUUCGGCGAGCGGUGGGAGCUCGUCGCCGACGACGACGCCGCCGUCGCCGCCGCGAAGACCGCCGUCGGCGUCUUCGGCCCGGAGUACGCGGAGACGCAGGCGCACCUGGUGGACGGCGCCGCACAGAGGUGGACGUGCCGCUCGCGCGACGACGCGACGCGCUUCCUCCCGAUCGGGCUGCAGGACGGCCUCGUCAUGCCCGACGUCGCGUUGCCGACGACGUUUACACCCCCGGCGGGGUACACGACGCACGCGGAGCUCAUCAUCGAGGACGUCCCCGUGGAGCACGGGCUGCUGAUGGAGAACCUGCUGGACCUCGCGCACGCGCCGUUCACGCACACCGGGACGUUCGCGAAGGGCUGGGGCGUCCCCACGUUCGUCGAGUUCGUCACGUCGAAGCUCCGGAGGGAAGGGGACGGGUGGCAGGACAUGGCGCGAGGGCUCACGCGCGAGGGGAUCGGGCUGGGGUCGCAGCAGGGGUCGUGGAACCCGUACCCGAUCGACAUGAAGUUCGUCACGCCGUGCAUGGUGGACUCGCACAUCGGGAUGUCGCAGGCUGGCGCCGCGGGGAAGGGGGCGCAGUUUGAAGAGGGCGUCCAGUGCGCGGAGUGCAGCAACCACCUCCACCAACUCCACGUGUGCGUGCCGUCCGAGCCCGGGCGGACGCGCCUGCUGUAUCGGAUGGCGCUCGAUUUCGCCGGGUGGGCGAAGUACGUCCCGGGGAUCGAGCUCGUGUGGACGGAGAUGGCGAACCAGGUCUUGGGCGAGGACUUGAGGCUGGUGACCGGGCAGCAGGAUCGGAUGCGGAGAGGCGGACGGGUGUGGGCGCAUCCGGUGGCGUACGAUAAGCUCGGGCUGGUGUACCGCAGGUGGAGGAACUUCAGCGUUGGCGAGGCGUGCGACGUGAGCGCGGGUAUCGGCGCGGAGGGCGCGGGGGAGACGGCGCAGCGGUCGCGGUGAGUAGUGAGCGGCUCGGGGUUCGUUCGUCGCUCCAUCCCUAUCAUUCAUUCCAAUCAGAUGUAAAAACACUUUUCGUAU